Molecule: messenger RNA, 2200 nt
Organism: Sesamum indicum (sesame)
Lineage: Eukaryota; Viridiplantae; Streptophyta; Magnoliopsida; Lamiales; Pedaliaceae
Product: putative glucuronoxylan glucuronosyltransferase IRX7
Biological process (GO): glucuronoxylan biosynthetic process
Molecular function (GO): glycosyltransferase activity
Source: RefSeq, a predicted model, not a curated record
CGUUCAUCAAGAAUGUGACCUUCAGCAACCCCUCUUUUCCUCUGUCUCAACAAUUGCAUGACUUCCCUUCACGAUUUUAGCAUUUUCUUUUUCUCGAAAACAGCAAAACAACUGUGUGUGUGUGUGUGUAUGGAGUGCAGAAGUGGUAUAUACGAGCAGAAAGUAGAUGAGGGUUUUGAUAAGUUUUCGUAAUUCUUUUUUAAUUCUUCAUUGUUGUUGAAGCGACAACGAACUCCCAGCAAAUCCAGUCGUCAUCCAUUUCCAUCCGUCUCUUGAUCUCCACUUCAGAGGAAAACCAAACACAGAAAGCUCCAUUUCAACCAACUCAUCUCUCUCUCUCUCUCUCUUGAGAGUGGUUUAAGAGAGAGAGAGAGAGGGCAGUGAAGAUGCUUGAAACCAAGAGAGUAGUGCAGCUUAGGAGCAGAGGGUUCUAUGUGAGGAUGAGAUUGUUGCAUGGAACAAGAAGCAGCAGAAAUCCAGAGAAAGGGUUCUGCUACAGAUACUUCAAAUGGAUUCUUUGGUUGUCUAUUUCCUUUUAUUUCUUCUCCUCCUUUCUCAUUACUCGCAGUAAGCCCAGUUCAUCUAUUUCAAGAACCACAGUUUCCCGUUCCAAACCGUCUCGAGCUCUCAUUGAAGAAUCACUCCUUAACUCCUCCUCCCUUCAACACCUGCAAAUACCGGAUGGAUUGUUCAAGGGAAUGAAGGUGUAUGUUUACGAAUUGCCAUCAAAAUACAACAGCGAUUGGCUGUCGAACGAGCGAUGCAGCAGCCAUUUGUUUGCGUCGGAGGUGGCUAUUCAUAGGGGUUUGAUGAGGAGCGACGUGAGGACACUGGACCCAUGGGAGGCUGACUUCUUCUUCGUCCCUGUUUACGUGUCUUGCAAUUUCAGCACUGUUAAUGGGUUCCCCGCCAUCGGCCACGCUCGGUCGCUCAUCGCCUCCGCCAUUGAGCAUGUUUCAGCUCAACUUCCGUUCUGGAACCGCAGCCUCGGCGCUGAUCAUGUUUUCGUCGCCUCCCAUGACUUCGGUUCAUGCUUUCACACAUUGGAGGAUGUGGCGAUUGCAGAUGGAGUGCCUGAAGUCUUGAGGAAUUCGAUAAUUUUGCAAACUUUUGGAGUUAAACACAAGCACCCAUGUCAGGACGUGGAGCAUGUGGUGAUUCCACCUUAUAUCCCCCCAGAAACUGUACGGGCUACCCUGAAAAAGUCUCCGGCGACUGGCCCCCGUGACAUUUUUGCGUUUUUCAGGGGUAAAAUGGAAGUCCACCCCAAGAAUGUCAGCGGUCGUUUUUACAGCAAGAAGGUGCGGACUGAGAUAUGGCGGAAGUACGGCGGCGACCGGAGGUUCUACUUGCGGAGGCACAGGUUCGUCGGUUACCAGUCGGAGAUAGUGCGGUCAACCUUUUGUUUGUGCCCACUGGGGUGGGCCCCGUGGAGUCCGAGACUGGUAGAAUCCGUGGCCUUGGGGUGUGUCCCGGUCAUCAUAGCAGACGGCAUCCAACUGCCCUUCCCCUCCGCCGUGCCCUGGGCGGAGAUAUCCUUAACUCUGGCGGAGAACGACGUGGACAACCUCGGUAAAAUCCUCGAACACGUGGCGGCCACGAACCUCACAUCAAUACAACGAAACUUGUGGGACCCAUUAGUCAGAGAAGCCCUACUGUUCAAUGUCCCAAUUUUGGAAGGCGACGCGACGUGGCAGGUGCUGGAUGCCCUUUCCAAGAAGCUCGACAGGUCCCACAGGAAGACACUUCUUCGUGGCCAAUAACAUACACCCACGUGGCGUGUAGUAGCCGGAGGACUUGCCAGCUAGAUCGUGGCGCUUUUGUCGUAGGUAGUGGGAGACAGCUGGGAUUUUUUGGACUGCUAACAGAAAGUAUUUUGUGAAGUGUUAAUGGAUGCAUUAUGCGUAUGGGGGGUUGGGGUUGGGGUCGGGUGGAGUGGGGUCGGGUGGAGUGCUCGUAUGGAUGACGUGGCAACGAGUGAUUGGAUGCUUUUGCGGUUGGUUGGGACAAAUCUGUACAUGUGAUGGAGGAAUAAAUACUGUUGGCAAAAUAUGGGAGGAGAAGAUAGGGAUGGAAUUGCAUGUGGGAGGUCCACAUGGUCAUUUGUUGGUGUACAAAAUACUGAAGAACAAUAUUGCAUAGGAUAAAGGGUCUUUUAUACAUCAAAAUCACAAAAGCAAAAAGGGUUUUAUUAAUUACA